CCAUCUUAUGGUUGAUGUUCUUGUUUCAGUGAAGAGGGCCUGUUUAAAGCACAUUUGGUUUUUCCUAAAGAAUAUCCUUUGAGGCCUCCAAAGAUGACAUUUAAAUCAGAAAUAUGGCAUCCAAACAUUGACAAAGAAGGUAAUGUGUGCAUCUCAAUCUUACAUGAACCUGGAGAGGACAAAUUUGGUUACGAGAAGGCUUCCGAACGCUGGUUACCUGUACACACUGUAGAGACUAUUUUAGUCAGUGUUAUAUCGAUGUUAGCGGACCCCAACGAUGAAUCCCCAGCUAAUGUAGAAGCAGCGAAAAUGUGGCGAGAACAACCGGAUGAAUUCAAGAGGACCGUGAGCAAGUGUGUUCGGAAGAGUCAAGAGGAUUUCAAUGACUAAAACAGAUUUUCUAAUUGAUUCAUUUUAAUUAAAAAUAAGAAGCAGGAUGGCACCAACGGCACCCAGUACCCGCAGGGGAAAACGUACAACCAACAAUAACAACAACAACA
This is a messenger RNA of Octopus bimaculoides (California two-spot octopus), 500 nucleotides long. Its product is annotated as ubiquitin-conjugating enzyme E2 G1. The record is from RefSeq and is a predicted model, not a curated record. NCBI's taxonomy places the organism in Eukaryota, Metazoa, Mollusca, Cephalopoda, Octopoda, Octopodidae.